AUGAAGUUCACACUGUUGGUUUGCAGCCUGCUGUCACUGCUCGUAUCCGAAGCUGCUGCGACAGCUUUAACAUAUAAGCUUGGGUCGAGCGAGAAGGCAUGCUUCUACGCGGUAACCAAGAAGGAGGCUGAAAAGAUCGCCUUCUAUUUUGCGGUUCAAUCUGGCGGAUCUUUCGACGUUGACUACAUCGUCACAGGACCAGGUGGGAAAGUGAUACUCAGCGGAGAGAAGGAACGCCAGGGAGACUUUGUCUUCACAGCCAACUAUCCGGGAGACUACGAGUUCUGCUUUAGCAAUGAGAUGAGUACUUUCGCCGACAAAUUCGUCGACUUCGAAAUUUCGGUCGAAAAUGAAGCGAGAGCCGAACUUCCCUCGAAGCAAGGGACGUCGCCUGAACACACCUCGCUGCUGGAGGAGUCUGUUUACAAAAUUUCUAGCCAGCUCUCCACCAUCUCUCGAAACCAGAAAUACUUCCGUACUCGCGAGAACCGAAACUUUAGUACUGUACGCAGUACUGAGCAGAGGAUUGUAAACUUCAGUUUGGUUCAGUGUUGCUUGAUCGUCUGCAUGGGGGCCCUGCAGGUUUUCAUUGUCAGGUUCUUCUUCCAGGUAGCGGGGGUUGGAUGGCGGGUAAAGCAAAUCCUGGGAAGAGCAGCCCGUUUGGCCAACUACUUUGCCAUGCCGACCGAUUCGGCCCUAGAGGGAACCACCACUUCGCUCACCCGGAUUGCUUUUGGGGAUGAGAAGUGUACCUGUAGUGCAACAUACUUCAGUGAAAGUGAGAUGACUUCCAUCGCCGAUUCCCUCGCUGCAUCUCUACCGAAACCAAAAUACACAGGGGAGGAAGAAGAGGUCCCGAUACGAGCACAGCAACGGGGUCCCCGUAUAGUCGGUCCCGGCCAACUCGAUGAGUCCCAAAUAGUACUAAGACAGUCGGGACCUCCCCCCUACGGGCAGAGGAAAGGAUGGCGACCCCGAAACCCCGAAGACUUUGGCGACGGUGGCGCGUUCCCCGAGAUUCCCGUUGCGCAGUAUCCCCUCGAGAUGGGCAAGAAGUCUGCCACGACGAGCAAUGCACUUACCGUGCAAGUUGAUUCUGAAGGAAAGGUCAAAUACGACGCGAUCGCUAGGCAAGGACACUCGGACAAGCGCAUCAUCCACACCUCUUUUAAGGAUUUAAUACCGUUACGGCAGAGAGCGGAGGCUGGAGAGAUCGACCUCUCUCGUCCGAACCAGGAGGAGGUUGAAGCAAUCGCGGAAAGAACGAAGAACGCCCUCGCAGCGCUCGUCAACAGUGCAGUAGCGGCGCAGAAGCCAAAAACUGUCAACACCGGUCAACGCCAAACAACAUUCGUCAAAUACACGCCGGCGAGCCAGUUCGGCGAUAAUUCCAAGAAGCAAGAUCGCAUCAUGAAGAUUGUCGAGCGACAAAGAGACCCCAUGGAGCCACCCAAGUUUAAGCAUAAGAAGAUACCCCGAGGACCGCCAUCACCGCCACCGCCUGUGAUGCACUCGCCUCCACGGAAACUCACCGCUGAGGAUCAAGAAAUGUGGAGAAUACCUCCUCCUGUAUCCAACUGGAAGAACCCUAAGGGAUUCACCGUUCCCUUGGAUAAACGAUUGGCCGCCGAUGGUAGAGGCUUGCAGGAAGUGGCGAUCAAUGACAAGUUUGCACAGUUUUCCGAGGCCUUGUUUAUGGCUGAUAGACAUGCCCGCGAGGAAGUACGACAGCGGUCUCUCAUGCAGCAAAGACUCGCAGAAAAGGAAAAGGCACAAAAAGAGGAGAAUUUACGAAUGCUCGCAGCAAAGGCGCGCGAGGAAGGCACUGGGGCUCGACCUUCACGACGGUCUCGGUCCGUUUCGGUCAGUGGGAGCGAGUCGUACUCGGAGAGUGAGAGUGCUAGCGAUGAUUCGGGGCGGAGAGCAAGAGAUGAGGCAAGGAGAGAACGACAGCAAGAGGAAAAGAGGAAACUGCGACAGUCGCGCAUGGGGGCCGAAAGACGUAUCCAGGUCAUGGCCAGGGAGCAAAAUCGCGACAUAUCAGAAAAGAUUGCGCUUGGGCUUGCGAAACCAACACAAACCAAGGAGUCGAUGUACGAUUCUCGCCUGUUCAAUCAGUCGAGCGGGUUCCAUGCUGGAUUUAAUGAGGAUAACCCUUAUGACAAGCCGCUGUUUGCCGCGCAAGACGCAAUUAGCAGUAUAUAUCGACCGAGAGCGAAUAUGGAAGAAGAGGACGAGGAGGCUGGCGAUAAGGAAAUGGAAAGAAUUCAGAAGUCUGCCCGUUUCGGAGAAGUUCUGGGUAGGGGCAAAUUUAAGGGUGCCGAGGAAGCAGAGGCUCGAGAAGGACCUGUACAAUUUGAGAAGGAAACUACGGAUCCUUUCAAUGUCGAUAAGUUCCUAUCUGAAGUCGAGCAAAGCUCGGUUCAAAAGCGAGGGUACGGAUUACAGGAGGGGGAAUCUCAGAGAAAACCGAAGCGGACGAGGGUUGACGACGAUGACGACGGCAGCGGCGACUAA
Molecule: messenger RNA, 2517 nt
Organism: Scedosporium apiospermum
Lineage: Eukaryota; Fungi; Ascomycota; Sordariomycetes; Microascales; Microascaceae
Exons: 8
Coding region: 1-2517 (838 amino acids)
Biological process (GO): mRNA splicing, via spliceosome
Cellular component (GO): spliceosomal complex
Source: RefSeq, a predicted model, not a curated record